AUGGUUUUAUCCUCCACCCAGCUGCGCUGGGGACGAAUACUGGUCAUCCCGCUUGGGAUGCUUGUCCUCCUUUGUCAAUUCUGGCCUCUCAAGUCUAGUCAGCUAUCGAUUACACGAUCACAACGGGACUGGGCCUUGGAUGGCAUACACUCGAUCGAAAACCAAACCCUAGGUUUUGGAAAAGUCUUUGCUAUCAAUUUGCCCAAUCGACCGGACAAGCGCGACAAUAUCGUCCUGGGAUCGUCGGUCUGCAAUUUCCAAGUCGAAUUUGUUGAUGGCGUAGUGCCGGACGUGGUCCCCCCGAAAGCAUAUCCAUACAACUGGAAUCCAGACCACAGUGCGAGCGAAUAUGCUGCUCGCCGAGCUCAUUUAGAUGGAAUACGACGAAUCGUCGAACAAGGCCUAGGUAGCGGACUUAUUGUCGAAGAUGACGCAGAUUGGGAUUUGAAUAUCAAAACUCAGCUCCAAAGUUUCGCACUCGCAGUCCGGGGACUCCAGGGCACAAGAAACACCAAAACAUCGUCACCAUACGGUGAUGACUGGGAUAUUCUCUGGCUCGGGCACUGUGGAUUGGAAUGCAAGACAAAUCUCCCAUAUUAUGAGAGCGAAGAUGACCUCACUGUCCUCGAGCCUCGUCAUUUCCUCCCAUAUUGGCGCGACCCGCCCGCAAUCGAACGGUCCGACCACUCCCGAAUGGUCUGCACUGCCCAGGACGCCGUCUGUACCAGUUUCUACGCCGUGAGCUAUCACGGUGCACAAAAGCUUCUCGCCGCUUUGUCCGUCAAUCCAUCCGGCCUCGCGGAGGAGAUUGAAAUCGGCUCACAGAUUGACGUGGCAGUGGGUCGCAUGUGUGGACAUGGGUAUUUGCGGUGCUUUGCACCAUAUCCGGCCAUCACGGGUGUCUUCCGUUCCGCCGGAGCGGCAGAGAAAGGCUCGGAUAUUCACCAGGAGGGAGCAGGUGAUACUGUUGGCUUUGCUAGCUGGGGAAUGCUGUACAGCACCAUGUUGAAUGUGCAGCGAAUUCUCCGAGGACAGCCUGUCAAGGCCACAUGGGGUGACGUUGAAAAGCCGAUCAUGGUUCCAGAAAACAUCUUAGUACGGGAAGGAAAGCUGUACAAGAAAACUGAGAACGGGCCACAGACCAUUGAAUCCGUGGCUGUGGAUGAGCAAUAUCGAAGAACUGUACAUUUAUACUGA
This is a messenger RNA of Penicillium longicatenatum, 1197 nucleotides long. RefSeq lists its product as uncharacterized. Lineage: Eukaryota; Fungi; Ascomycota; Eurotiomycetes; Eurotiales; Aspergillaceae. The transcript has 4 exons. Bases 1 to 1197 code for a protein of 398 amino acids. The record is from RefSeq and is a predicted model, not a curated record.